Sitodiplosis mosellana (orange wheat blossom midge) is the source of this 1303-nucleotide messenger RNA. Its product is annotated as protein takeout-like. The coding region runs from base 258 to 1007 and encodes 249 amino acids. The record is from RefSeq and is a predicted model, not a curated record. The transcript has 6 exons. Lineage: Eukaryota; Metazoa; Arthropoda; Insecta; Diptera; Cecidomyiidae.
UACAGCCACUAGUUUGAUUUUGUCGAGCUUAUUGAAUGGGUCUCGAUCUCUGAUAAAGACGAUUUUCAUCAGAAUUUUUCUAUAUUCAACCUAAAUUAUAAAUUUUCUCAAUUUGUGAACAACACUUGACAAUUGGCUGUUCGUGUGGCAUGAAAUAAUAAACUGUUUGUGCAAUUAAGUUGAUUUUCUACGAAAGAUCAGCAAUUGAGCAAUUGCGAAAAAAAAAUUUUUAGUUCAAAUAAUUACUUUUGUCAAAAAUGUUUAUUAAAAUUAUUUGUUGUUUGGUGCUUGUUAGCUGUUUAGUCAGCAUAAACGCGUUCAAAUUUCCACUUGAUAUCGAGCGAUGCUCUGCUGGUGAUACCGACUGUAUUGUUCGUGUAUCCAACACUUUCAUAGAAGCUGCAGGCAAAAGCGGACACUCGGGUAUUGCGCUAAUUCCAAUCGAUCCGCUUCACAUUCCAAGCAUUACAAUCAAACAAGGUGCCGACUCUCCGGUUAAUAUUGAAUUGCAAUUCAAAGAAGUUGAUUUGAUUGGAUUGUCGGACUGUCGUUUCUCAAGAAUUACCGGUUUUCAAAAAGAUCCAAACGGAAAGUAUUCACUUGCUUGCAAGGGACCGGCUUUGUAUCUGGUUGGUCCAUACAAAAUUUCCGGUCGUGUGCUCGUUUUGCCAAUUCAAGGGGUGGGCAAGAGUAACAUCACUUUAGUUGAGCCCGAAAUAACAAUGACAUUUGACGGUAAAGGCAUCAAACGUGGUAACAACGAACAUUUGGCAAUCGAGAAUGCAAAACUGACAUUCAAAGUGAACAGACUUAUUUUCGACUUCCAAAAUCUAUAUAACGGUGACAAAGUGCUUGGAGAGUCAACAAAUCGCUUCCUGAACGAAAACUGGUCAGAUAUAUUCAAGGAAAUCAAAGCAAACAUCUUUGAUGCGUUUACACUGAUUGCUGAGAAUACAUUGCGCAAUGUCUUUACCAAAGUUCCAUAUUCUGAUCUCUUUGCUAAUUAACCUUGGUUGUCCAAAUGUUGCAAAGUGCAGAUGAUAGAAUCCAAAUUAUUAUUUUCUAAGACGACAACAAUGAAAUAGAAAUAGUAAGAAAUUCGGAGAAAAGAAACAGUCAAAAUUUUGGCAUGGAAUUUUCUAUAAUUUGUAUAUAUAUGUAGUAUGUAUAAUUUUAAACGGAAAAUUAUUUUUGAUUCAUCUUUGUGAAUCGAUGCAAAUGGUAAACUACGGACUUUUUCUCUUCAAUUAGAUAAAUGCGAUUGGCUUAUGAAUAAAAACGGUUGUAUAAAAAAAGAAAUAAA